AUGGAAGGACAUCAAAUAGUUCUUGAAAUAGAAUCUGAAUCCCCUAUUGGUGGAAAGCAGACGAAGCAAUUUGAAUUGAAAACCAUACAAAUUCAUGCGACCAAAGAUCGCGUGCAGCAAAAGAUGACUUAUGCUCAAUCCAAAUGGAGAGCGAAGUGGAACGUAUUCCUAAAUUACGGAUUUCAACAGAGCACCACGCAAAAUCGUUGCAAUUCCUGCGGGAGAGAAAGUUCAAUGGGUUUUGAUAUUCUCAUUGAUUUAACCCCAGAUUUUGUGAUUUCUCCAAAAAAAGGAUCAAAGCAUGUCCUUGAUCACUUGUUAAAUCUGUGGAAUACCAAGACUUUGUCUGAUGUCACUUUUAGUUGCAAGAACUAUAACAUCAAAGCUCACACCCUAAUCCUCGCUUCCGGAAGUCCCGUAUUGGCAGCAAUGUUUCAACACAACUUUCGAGAAAACCAAGAAAAAGUGGUCGAAAUCAAAGACAUCGAUCCCGAGAUUUUCGAAGAACUUCUUUGUUACAUUUACACUGGAAAUUUCAACAGCGGAAGAAACGUGAAUGUUGCUGAAUUGCUAGUUGCAGCAGACAAAUAUGCGGUUGAGACAUUAAAAGAAGAGUGCGCUCUUAUUUUAUCCCGGAAGUUGAAGGUAGAAAACGCGGCACAUUACCUGGUGCUGGCACAUCUCUAUAAUUCACCAAAACUUCGCGAAGCCUCAUUAGAUUUCAUCUCUAAGAACGCAAAAGCUAUCUGUUCACGCAAGGAUUGGAUGGAAAUUACCAAGAACUAUCCAGAACUUAGCUUCCAGGCCACGCAGCUUAUCAUUGGUCUUCUAUAG
Daphnia pulex (common water flea) is the source of this 834-nucleotide messenger RNA. RefSeq names its product speckle-type POZ protein B-like. NCBI's taxonomy places the organism in Eukaryota, Metazoa, Arthropoda, Branchiopoda, Diplostraca, Daphniidae. Gene Ontology annotation, biological process: regulation of proteolysis; proteasome-mediated ubiquitin-dependent protein catabolic process. Gene Ontology annotation, cellular component: cytoplasm; nucleus. The transcript has a single exon. The record is from RefSeq and is a predicted model, not a curated record. The coding region runs from base 1 to 834 and encodes 277 amino acids. Gene Ontology annotation, molecular function: ubiquitin protein ligase binding.